GAAGUGUACGUUGCUAACCUGCGACAGCACCCGCCUUUGGUUUACCCUGAGCAGCAUUGCCGGUGUUGAUAAUCGGUUUCCUCUCUAGUCCGUUGGCAAAGCUCCCGGGCGGCACAUGAACAGUACCAUGGCUGCGUCCUCACACCGGGUAACGAUGGGUCCGCUGGUGGCUGCCAUUGACCAGGGCACGAGCUCCACUCGGUUUUUGGUGUUUAAUGCGAAAACAGCAGAGCUCCUCAGCCAUCAUCAGGUGGAAAUCAAACAGAGCUUCCCCAAAGAAGGAUGGGUGGAGGAAGACCCCAAAGAAAUUCUGCAGUCGGUUUACGAGUGCAUGGAGCGGACGUGUGAAAAACUCACCCAGCUAAACAUAGACAUCUCAAACAUUAAAGCUAUUGGAGUGACCAACCAAAGAGAGACCACGCUUGUUUGGGACAAAGAGACAGGGGAGCCCCUCUACAAUGCAAUAGUUUGGUUGGACCUGCGGACUCAAUCAACAGUUGAACGUCUAAUCAACAAAACUCCAGGAAGGAAUAAGAACCACUUAAAGCAUAAAACAGGGCUCCCAAUCAGCACCUACUUCAGCGCGGUGAAACUUCGCUGGCUGAUGGACAACGUGGACGAGGUCCAUGAUGCCGUGGUGUCACAUCGCGCUAUGUUCGGCACCGUGGACUCCUGGCUCAUCUGGUGUUUGACUGGUGGGAAGUCUGGCGGCGUCCACUGCACAGAUGUAACCAACGCUAGCAGAACCAUGCUGUUUAACAUCCACACUCUGGACUGGGACCCUGAACUCUGCACAUAUUUUGGUAUUCCCAUGGAGAUCUUGCCAAAAGUGAGGAGUUCUUCAGAAAUCUAUGGCCUCAUGAAAUUAUGUUCUAGCCGGAAAUCUGGAGCUCUCUCAGGGAUCCCCAUCUCUGGGUGUUUAGGGGAUCAGUCAGCAGCGCUUGUUGGACAGAUGUGUUUCCAGGACGGGCAGGCGAAAAACACGUAUGGAACUGGCUGCUUUCUCCUGCGAAACACUGGAGCUAAGCCUGUAAUGUCCGAACACGGCCUUCUGACCACUGUGGCGUACAAACUUGGCCGCGACCAACCUGCAUGUUACGCACUGGAGGGCUCUGUAGCCAUUGCAGGCGCUGUGGUUCGUUGGCUGCAGGACAAUCUGGGAAUCAUCAAAUCCUCUGAAGAGCUCGAGCAGUUUGCAGCGUCAGUCGGCACUUCCUACGGCUGUUACUUUGUUCCUGCUUUUUCGGGCCUCUAUGCACCGUACUGGGAGCCCAGUGCAAGAGGGAUCAUCUGCGGGUUGACUCAGUUCACUAAUAAGUAUCACGUGGCGUUUGCUGCACUGGAAGCUGUGUGUUUCCAGACACGGGAGAUCCUGGACGCUAUGAACCAGGACAGCGGUAUUCCCCUCACCCAGCUCCAGGUGGACGGAGGGAUGACGUCCAACAAGCUGCUGAUGCAGCUGCAGGCCGACAUCCUCUGCAUCCCUGUCGUGAAGCCGUCCAUGCCCGAGACCACCGCUCUGGGCGCAGCGAUGGCAGCGGGGUCAGCCGAGGGGGUGAGCGUGUGGAGUCUGAAGCCAGAGGACCUGAGUGAAGUCACCUCGGAGAAGUUCGAGCCUCAGAUCAACCCUGAAGAGAGCGAGUUCCGCUACGCUCGAUGGAAGAUGGCGGUUCAGAAAUCCAUGAACUGGGAGACCACGGAGCCGGUCGGCAACGGAAACGGUGAAACUGGCAUCUUCAGCAGCGUCCCCCUGGGCUUCUACAUCAUCGGCAGCAUUCUGAUGUUAGUCGGUGCCAAAUACCUCGCAGGCAACAACUAAGCUCCUGGGGGCAUUUAAGCAAAGAGGAACCAUCUGGACCACCACCUGUACUCUCGGGUGCUUUCUUUUCCCAAAAAGGCAUUACAGGAAGAUGGCUACAGUUUGGAAUAACUAACUGAACUUUUCUUUAUUAUUUCCCCCCCAAUAAUUUUUUCUGGAAAUGUGUUUUUAUCUACAGCACACAUGGGUGCAUUGGAGAUUAAUUUAAGCGGGAGUGUGCAUGCAGUAUUCUCUUUUUUUCACUCUGUUGACAUGGUAUGAAUUUCUGUAAUUAUUUAUGUAGAAACUCCACCGUAAGGUACUUCAGGUUGUCGUCAAAGAGAAACUCACUGUGUCAUACGCUAUUUCUUUGUUGUGGCAGAGCACUUUAUUUUUUUUGUUUGUUAGGUGUGAACUAACAGAGUCUAAGUUAUUAUUUUUCUAUCAGUUGGGAUUAAGACACAGAAAGUUUGUAUUGAAAUGAAAACAAAGGUGAGGGGGUGAAAUGACAAGGUUGCUCUUUGGGAAAAAGUGACUUUUCUGUAGAUACUGUAAUCAUUUUAAACAGGAAAAAUGUAUUGUGUAAUGGGCAAACAUGCCAUGGAGGGCAAAAGCUAAUUCUUUUUUUAAUAUGUGUUGGAAAAGAAUAUAUGAAGACAUGGAAACAAAGAGUGUAUAUUUCUGUCAAUUGCUUCCAAAACCACCUAGGAUCGUCCAUUCAGCGAAACAAAGUCAGUGUUUCAUUUUGUCGACUAAAAAGAUUGAAAAUGGACUUAAAUGUUCCCCAAAAACUUUAAACUGACUUCCACUGCAGGCAAAAUAUUCAAAUGCAAAAAUGUAAUAUGCAUCCGUAAAGAUAACUGCCUUCCAAGAAGUGAAUUGCACUAAGAUUAGUGCCACAUGUGCAAUUCUGUUUGGAUUGCAUUUUCGCCUAAAUAAUGUAUUUCAAUUUAAAGGGAGAUUUUUUUAAUCAUAGACACUUAAAUUCUAGGCCUCUUAGUCAUAGUUUGAAGAGUUAAUCUUAAAGCGGAAGCAUCUAUUCAUCUGUUGCCCAGCCUUCAUCAUGUUUGUCUUCUCUUGGGAUCUGAGUUGUACUUGAUAGUACUUGCUCCAUACUUCAUGUAGUUAUUUGCAUAACUGAAAAGUGUUAAAAUACUGCACACAAAGUGCUCUUUUGGAUAUAAACACAAUUGAAAUCACUUCAAAUUAGAGAGACAGACCUAAAAUGCUAGAAUGUAUGAAAGCAAAGUGUGCUACCAAGAACUUUUAACUGUGAAGCUGUUGAUUGUGAUGAAUUGUUAUUAUGGAACAAUGAAAAUGUGUGUGCACAGUUGGCCAGUGUCAUUCCCUUCAACUCAUUCACAGAACUGUAAAGGAAAUAAAUAAAGUACUGCUGGGUUAGAAGAAAUGAAACGAUGUGUGGUUCUGUAAAGAAACAGGUUUUAUGCGAGAGUAAUAAUAUGAAUAUUGUGCAAACUGAAUUAAAAACUAAAGAUAUAACACUU
This is a messenger RNA of Trematomus bernacchii (emerald rockcod), 3303 nucleotides long. It is a transcript of the gene gk, whose product is annotated as glycerol kinase. The transcript is spliced from 21 exons. Gene Ontology annotation, molecular function: glycerol kinase activity. The record is from RefSeq and is a predicted model, not a curated record. Gene Ontology annotation, biological process: glycerol metabolic process; triglyceride metabolic process; glycerol-3-phosphate biosynthetic process. Gene Ontology annotation, cellular component: mitochondrion. Lineage: Eukaryota; Metazoa; Chordata; Actinopteri; Perciformes; Nototheniidae. The coding region runs from base 116 to 1819 and encodes 567 amino acids.